GCAGCCAAUAGGAGUGCACUAGUCUUCUCGGUCGAGCGUUUUGAUUGGACAGCAGUGGUGAAAGGCGGGAAAUGACAGGAGGUCUGAGAUGAGCAGCAGCUGCUUAUUACAGAGCGUCAGAUGGCUGUGAUGUUCUCAGUUGUGCAGUACAGAGCUAUUGACUACAGCUGUGAGGCUGCAGUCAGGAACAGACUCCUGAUAAACUUAAUGAUGCUGCCAGUUCCCAUCCAGCUGGGCACAGAUACUUACCCACACUUAGGCCAUCUGCAGAGGGCUUACAGGACUCCAUGGACCCGUGAGAAUUUAAAAUCUACAUGGCAACUGGAAGUGACGGGGUCUGUAUUGGAUGACUUGAGGGCCAAGAUGUGUUUGGUUGACUCUUUGGAAAGGUUUGGCGUGCCUGUGCUGGAACUGGGUGAGGUGGUGCCCAGUUCUAAUCCCGCAUCUCAGGACUUUGUGGAAUCAGAGGAGCUUCUCUGGCUGAACUCAGCCGAACCUCCUGAAUGGAGAGACAGAUUCAGUCCAGCUGAUUUAGACUCAGCUUAUUUUAGUUACCAAGAUCUCUUCCUUACAGAGGAGGUGAUAAUAAGUGAUCCUUUAAAUCAGUUUUGGAGUCGGCUUCCUGCGUUCCUGACUUUAGUGCAGAGAUUAAAACCUCUGACUGUGUCCGAUCCUCUCCUGCAUCACUCCAGAGCAUUGGUCUGUGACAGACACUGUGAGCCUUAUGGUGUGUCUGGUGACGGACGUGCUGGUGGAUUAGAAGUUCAGUCAUUCACUGAGGAGUUUGGGAAAGAACCCGUACUGACUGAAGAGGUAAUGAUGCUGCCGGUUGGAAUUGAGCCAGCUGUGCUGCAGAAGCGAGACCCUGUGUUGUGUAUUAGUGGUCUGCGAGGGUUUCUAAAUAUUACCCCAGAAGCAGCUGAAGACCAAAAUUCUCUUCUGGAUACUCUUAGGGCAGUUGCUCCUGCAGCUGAACUGGACCGUUUAGAGUGUGAGAGAUUUGACAAGCCUAGGUUUGAUAAUGAUAUCACUCAGAGGGCGAGUUCUCCAGUUCCCUAUAAGUCCUACACUGAAAUAGAGACAGACCUGCUCCUGUCUCCUCCUGCCCGGCCAGUCCUGCCUGAGCUGUUUCUCUCUACUGGUCAUCUCCCGGCUGAGCUUCUGUCACCAGUCUACAGACUGGUUUUGCUGUCAGACAGGAAACGUCAGGUUAUGGAAAGGUCUGUGUGGAACGCAGAGAAACAGCGUCACUGUGUUUCUGACUUUCUGCUGGCAGAACCUCAGAUAUGUGAUCAUCCAGUCAGAGCUCAGUCUCUCCCAGAGCUGCUAUCAUUACUGGGGUCUGAGAAGAAUGCUCAGGAUACUGAUUUGUUCACCAGCCUCCAGAUACCAUCCACACCCUUUCUCCAGCCUAAGAGCUCCAUCCAGUGGCCACUUAUGGAGGGCAUGACUGUGGAGAACCAGACAGAUCCUGAGCCCUCAGUAGAUACAGCAGAGGAGUUCUCACCGCUCACUGUGCUUCAGAUAGAUGCAUUGCUGAGAGAUUCUGCUACAUGUUCUGCUCAGGCAGUGGAUUCCAGUAUGAGUGAAGCAUCCGUUCAGAGCACAGCUUCAGUGUCCUCUGUGCCCAGCUGUGUUCAGGCAGGCAAAGUGGUGAAGUUCAUCAUAGUGGAGGAACCGUCCCAAAAACAGGCCGUCCUCACUGCGAGCAGAGCAGAUAACGGAGACAUCCCAGCAGAAACGACCACUGCUAACAACUGUCAGUCAGAAAGCACUCAGAGAGGGGUGCUGUCAGAUACACCCAGCAGUUCAGAGCAGAUUAAGCUCAUUUCUUAUAGUAAAGAAGAGACAGUGCAAGCUCCGAAGUGUUCAGCACUAAAAAGAAGCCAGAGGAUUCCUGUCUCCGACCCUCAGGAGGAUCUGGAUCCUUUAUCCUCAUUUAUGCUGUUAAGAAUACUCCAGAGGAGUCCAGUCGUGCAGAAUUCUCAGCACACCACGACAGUGCAGGCAGCAGUGGCAGAUUCUCCUCAGAAGUGCACAAGAACACCCACAGCGGGUUCAGGACUGCCAGCAGACUCAGAGAAGACAAAGAAAAGUGAGACCAGCUCACCUCCUACAGAAAAAGCCUUCAGCAAAACCAUAUACAUUCAGGCUACAGAGUCUGAGAGAUUUGCGUAUUGGGAGCUGCAUGCGUCGGCCGUGUCGUACCUCAGCAGGGUACGAGAGUCAGACCCGAGCGCUCUGGGCGGUAAAGACAUCAGCAGCCUGACGAAUGAGGACACACGAUUCUAUCUAAAACAGCAGGAGAAGCUGUUCAGCAUGGGCCAGGGCAAGGAGAGUGUACAUAAUGAUGCAGCUCUUCUGCAUACUCUGGUGACAGUGACAGAAAUUUUGCUCAGAUGUGACCUCAACACUGCCAUUGAGUACCUGGCGGAGGUGCGAACCACCUGCAGUCUGGAAGACCUGCUGAAGAGGCUCCAGGUGCUGCAGUAUCUGAGCUACAGGAAGCAGGAGGAGCCGCAGCCCAGAGUCUUACAGCUGCUGGAGCAAAUUAGCGCCAUCCUACAGAGAAACACCUCAGACUUGGUUUUGGUUGUAACAGCUGUGGAGAACGUGAGGGCGGAGCUAGUGACAGCUCUCAGCCAGGUACCAGGAAGUUUUCCGACUGCAGUACGACCAGAGGAAGGCAGAAACAGAGUCGACAGCAGAAGUGUUUUAUACAGUCUCUCCUGCAGUAGGUGUGUUAUAGUGUGCAGUCAGCAGGUGGGAGCUGAUUUCCCCUGGCGGAGGUUCAGUGUAGUGCUGGAGUUCGACUGCGUUCAUCAGAAUACCAUCAGCAGAUGCUGCUCUCAGAACAACGUCAAAUACAUCUGCUUCUGUACUGCAGCUCCAGAAACAGGUCCAGAAGUCUCCCCUCAGGCCUUCCUGGACUGUAUUCCCUUUCUGCUGUUCAUCUCAGAGGGUUCUGUAAAGCGCACAGACCUGCUUCAGCAUCUGGAAUCAACGUAUAACAUGACUCUGCUGGAGAGGAGCUACAGUCAGUCGUUACAGACGAUGGGGGCCACUGAUUUGUUUGAUGUUAUCACAGUGGAUGAGAAAACGGCUGUUGUUCUGCAGGAGGUGGAGGAGCUGCAGCAGGAGCAAGUGGCUGACCGUGUGGUUAACAGGCUGUCAGCUCUUUCUCUACAGUUCAGCCGCUGCUGGAUAAUACUGCACUGCACAGAAGAACACAGCAAACUUGUGUGUGGCGAUGUGUUUAGUAACCUGGUGCUGAUGUACUCGGCCUUCGUUCUGUUUGGACUGAAGACGGAGGAUCUGGAUAUAAAGGUGUUUCUGGUGUGUGAUGUAGAGGACAUGGCCUGGUGUGUGCAUCAGAUCUGCCUGCACGCUCUGCUGAACUCGGGGAGGAGUGUGUGGGACUGGCUGGAUCGAGACUGGUUCAGUGUGCUGCCCACUCAGGAGGAGAAGUGUUUGGUGAGUUUCCCCUGUGUUAACCCUGUGGUGGCUCAGCUGAUGCUGAGGAGAUCUCCUUCUCUGCAGUGGCUGCUGGGAGCUUCGUUUUCUGAGCUCCAGGAUGCUUUUCCUGAGAUCCCACACAAAGUGUGCAAGCUCUUCAGCCACAUUACAGCUCUUCACAGGCUCAGUGCUGCUCCCUCUCUGCCUGAGAGUGAAAUAACGCCCCCUUCAGAGUCUAACGAUGUGCUGCACCCACACCUUCAUCCUGCUCCUCAUCCUCAGCUCCCUCCAUGGGCUGUGACUGAAGAUGAGCCUCAUUUAGACCCAGCUCCCUCAGAUUCUCAUACUCCGCUGUUUCUGACUCGCUCACCUGCUGUUCUGGACAGCCCAGAGUUUGCCCAGCCGCAGGGCAUCGUGGGUACUCACUGGUAUGGCGGAGAGUGUGGAGCUGCUGUGGGCCGGUUGGAGUCGGAGCGCGGGGUGUGUGAAUUAGACCUGCAGCCAAGGCCUGGAGAACGCAUCCAGCAUGAGAGCUACACAGGUCCCUUUGGAGGAGGAGAGGAGCAGUGGCUGAUAGAUGCUUCACCAGUACCACAGCCAAACCUCUCGUACACGAUCACACACAGCCCCUGCAUUACGAGUCCUGCCCCAGCAGCCCCCUACAGUCGGCCUUCACCUGUGGAGGAGAUGGAAACGCUUGCCCUGCAGCAGUGGAGGAGCAGUGCAGUCAGCAGCAGGGGGCAGCAGAGCGACGCCUACAGCAUCUCCCCUCAGUACCGGAGAGGCUUAGAGAUGAAGAGGCCAGCAAGUGAUAAUACAGGUGACACAGUGUUUCCGCAGUAUAAGAGAGCGAAGCUCCUGUUUGAGAGAAUCCCGGGUCGAUUUGAUGGACAGACUCGACUCAGGUUUUUCUGAACAUCUCCGUCACUCUCCUCAUAUGAACACACACUCUCAUUAAUGUUCAUGCAGAGAGGAACAGCACAGCAGCAGCAGCUUCCUGUAGCUUCUGCAUGAAUAAACUGUACCCUGUUGUGGUAUUUAUUAUUAAAAGCACAUUCAGAUAUGUUUUAUCUUACAGUGUUUGUAAUUAUAUAUUGAUGUAUUUAUUAAAGGUUUAUUUAUGAAAUAAAAAAAUAUAUAUAAAAUAUU
Astyanax mexicanus (Mexican tetra) is the source of this 4605-nucleotide messenger RNA. Its product is annotated as protein shortage in chiasmata 1 ortholog. Gene Ontology annotation, cellular component: condensed nuclear chromosome. Bases 121 to 4371 code for a protein of 1416 amino acids. Lineage: Eukaryota; Metazoa; Chordata; Actinopteri; Characiformes; Acestrorhamphidae. The record is from RefSeq and is a predicted model, not a curated record. Gene Ontology annotation, molecular function: single-stranded DNA binding; ATP hydrolysis activity. The transcript is spliced from 31 exons. Gene Ontology annotation, biological process: resolution of meiotic recombination intermediates.